AUGCCUUCGUUCCAGACAUUUUCGCUCGAGGCUCGGCUCUUCAACCCUACUCUCUACCACAGCCUCCUGAAGUUAUGGUUUGAUGGCUUGUCAGAGGGAGCGACUGGCCCGAGCGAGCAGCUUGCAAUGCGCUGGUUUGGCGUGGGAGCCACAGAAAGUGACAAGGCUUCAUUCGACAAAGAAUGCCAUUCGAGAUUCAACGAAGCACUAAGUUCAAUUUCGCCAGCGAAAUUUGUGUUGCCAGAAUUCAAAGACGCUGACGCAGAUCGAAGCAACUACCCAGAAAUUGCAGCACCGUUCAUAGGACAACUCUAUCAGAACAAGGUUAAAGAUCCUGAAUCAGCUCUUGGCCUGACGCUGCUCCUUGAUCAAAUCCCACGCAACAUAUUCCGUAGCGACCAAGCACUGAUAUAUGGACAUUAUGAUCGGAUCGCGCGUGCUCUGUUCUACGCAAUCCACAAACAGCAGCUAGACAAACACGAGCGAUAUGCCAUGUCCGCUUUGCAACGAACAUGGUUCUACAUGCCACUGAUGCACUCAGAAUCGCUCGCCGAUCACCAGCUUCUUAGCCAGGAGAUGGGCGACUUAAAGUCAGGAUUGGAAGCCAAAGGAGACGAGAAGGCUGCUCAAUACGUAGGACAGACGUUGAGCUUCGAGAAGAGGCACGCCGAUAUACUAGAUAAGUUUGGCAGGUAUCCCCACAGGAAUAAGUGGCUCGGGAGGGAGAUGACGGACGAGGAGCGCAACUGGUUGGAUCAGGGUGGUGAUACGUUUAGUGCUUGA
This is a messenger RNA of Endocarpon pusillum Z07020, 783 nucleotides long. RefSeq lists its product as uncharacterized. The transcript has a single exon. Gene Ontology annotation, molecular function: protein binding. The record is from RefSeq and is a predicted model, not a curated record. The coding region runs from base 1 to 783 and encodes 260 amino acids. Lineage: Eukaryota; Fungi; Ascomycota; Eurotiomycetes; Verrucariales; Verrucariaceae.